Molecule: messenger RNA, 942 nt
Organism: Postia placenta MAD-698-R-SB12
Lineage: Eukaryota; Fungi; Basidiomycota; Agaricomycetes; Polyporales; Adustoporiaceae
Exons: 7
Coding region: 1-942 (313 amino acids)
Biological process (GO): rRNA processing
Cellular component (GO): nucleolus; small-subunit processome; Mpp10 complex
Molecular function (GO): rRNA primary transcript binding; snoRNA binding
Source: RefSeq, a predicted model, not a curated record
AUGAUCCGUCGCCAAGUCCGAGAGCGCCGUCAGUACAUCUACACGAAGUCGCUCGAGGCGCAAGAACGCCAGACAUAUGAGCGCAAGCAGAAGCUCAAGGAUGCGCUCGCAAGCGGAAAGGCAUUGCCCACUGAACUCAGGAAAGACGCAGAGAAGCUUGGUCGUGACCUUGCGCUUGAUGAAGCGCAGGCCGAUCCCACAACGCACAUUGAUAAUGAGUACUCUAUGGCCGGUAUCCAAGACCCGAAAAUUAUUGUCACUACCUCGCGCGACCCGAGCUCCAAGUUGCAGCAAUUUGCCAAGGAGAUGCGCCUUGUCUUCCCCAACGCGCAUCGGAUAAAUCGAGGCAAUUAUGUUGUAAAGGAGCUAGCGGAAGCAUGCAGAGCGAACGAUGUAACGGACCUGGUGAUUCUGCAUGAGCACCGAGGGACACCAGACGCCAUGAUUGUUUCACAUUUCCCCCAUGGCCCUACUGUCUUCUUCACCCUCCACAACGUAGCCCUCCGACAUGACAUCAGCACGUACAAGGAGUCGACCGUCUCUGAGCAAUACCCUCAUCUCAUCUUCGAAAACUUCAGUUCGGGACUGGGAGCGCGGAUAAGAGACGUGCUGAAGCAUCUCUUCCCUGUUCCGAAGGAGGACAGCAAGCGGGUCAUGACAUUUUCGAACGAAGAUGACUUCGUUUCCUUCCGACACCAUGUCUUUAUGAAGAUCCCACCACGACAAAUCCAGCUGGCCGAGGUCGGACCGCGAUUCGAGAUGAAACCAUACGAGAUUCGACAAGGAACCAUCGAGCAGACUGAGGCAGAGCGUGAAUGGGUACUGUCACACUACUCAAGAACAGCCAAGAAGCGGUCGCAUUUGACUGGACCCAGUCCGCGUCCCGGUCGGGACGCUGGGUCAGAAUCAGAAUCAAAUCCCAAGAAGAAGGUCAGGCGGUAG